GUCAAACACCAGGUAACACUUAUCUUCAUUUCAAAUUAAUUUUUUCGAAAAUGUUAAUACCUACUUACCUGGAUAAAAAAAAUUGCAAACUGCAAUUUAUGUCAAUUUACCUACAAUGAGUGUAUAUUUAUAUUUAAUUAAGAAAGGUUGCGACCAUGAAGGCCACACGUAGUAAAAUUUUUACAAUAAUUUACUUGCCGUAAACAGAGAGUGGAAUCUUGAGUGAAAUCUUGCGUUACAACUUGUUGUUUUCAUUCAUUAACAUUUAAAACAGAAUGCAUCAUGAAACUGAUGAUCAUUGUCAAUUUGUACGCUUUAUCACACUUUUGUUUGUGUGAAGAAAUAAUGGACGAAGAAGACCGGCAAAUGUUGAAACAAAGCAUCCUAUUGUUUGGCACUCCGCGACUUUUAAACGACUUACCUGGACCCGAAUUUACAAAGAAAGAUUUAGAAAAAAUCCCUUUAGACAUUGAUUUCAGCAACAAUCCUGGAAAAUACAGUUUCAAGUAUUACACAAAAUUGAAUCAGCUGGCAUACCUCGAACGCUACGAAGCCGGUGAAUUACAGGAAAUUGACAAUAAAACGAUUUUGAAAGUAAAAGGACAAUAUACUGAACGAUUUGAACGAAAAAAUGGGGGCUAUUAUAUAAGAACGAUUGGUUACACCGCUGAUGAGGAUGGUUACAAACCGUUUUUGAUAGAUUUAUCCACUUACAAAGAUGAAACUGUUUAUAACGAAACCGUUAUUUAUCGCGGAGGACCAAAGGGUGAAAAGGGAAUUUCAACAACUGUCCUCAUUACUUUAACCGGAGGAAAUAGUUUGGGUUGAUUCAAAAAGCGAAAUAUUGUGAUAACUUCAAUUUUAUUAACACUGCAAACUAAACCACACGUGGAACAAUUAUUUAUUUAUAUUAUUAAUAAUGUAAAAGUUAGAAAAAUAAAUGUAACAGUAA
Messenger RNA from Tribolium madens (black flour beetle), 952 nucleotides. RefSeq lists its product as uncharacterized. The transcript has 3 exons. The record is from RefSeq and is a predicted model, not a curated record. The coding region runs from base 283 to 828 and encodes 181 amino acids. Lineage: Eukaryota; Metazoa; Arthropoda; Insecta; Coleoptera; Tenebrionidae.